Messenger RNA from Pangasianodon hypophthalmus (striped catfish), 2662 nucleotides. RefSeq names its product solute carrier family 25 member 24 (gene slc25a24). Gene Ontology annotation, biological process: transmembrane transport. NCBI's taxonomy places the organism in Eukaryota, Metazoa, Chordata, Actinopteri, Siluriformes, Pangasiidae. The coding region runs from base 275 to 1705 and encodes 476 amino acids. The transcript is spliced from 10 exons. Gene Ontology annotation, molecular function: ATP transmembrane transporter activity; calcium ion binding. The record is from RefSeq and is a predicted model, not a curated record. Gene Ontology annotation, cellular component: mitochondrial inner membrane.
UGGACACUCAGGGAAGUAGUAAAGCGACUCGCAGUGAGUUUGUUGAUGCAGUAGGGUGUGUCUCCUUUACAGAUCCACACGCCAACCCUGUCGAUUUUACUGCCCGCAGUCGACAGCGCUGUUUAAUAAUCGAUAGACAUUAGCACGUAGCUAACGGGUGGAUUGGUGCCAUUCCUGAGGAGGAAGUGAUACCCAUCCUGCUGUAUGAAGUGACCUGCACGGUUCCAGUCGUGGUUUAGACUCACUCUCAGGCCAUUUCGGUGUAGCAGCUACAAUGUAUCAAGCCUUAAAGAAGAUGUUUUUUACCGAAGCUCGGUGUCUGAGCGACGAGGCGAGCAAGAGCUUCGAGGCGCUUUUCGACAAGUUGGACGUGAAUAAGGAUGGGAAGGUGGACAUUGCGGAGCUGAGGGAGGGCCUGGCCGCCAUGGGCUUCUCUGUGGGCGCGGACGCGGCUCAGAAAAUCGUUUCUUCCGGGGACUCGGAUAGAGACGAGCAGCUUGACUUUGUAGAGUUUUCCAACUACCUGAAGGAACAUGAGAAAAAGCUCAAUCUGACUUUCAAGAGUCUAGACAAAAACAAGGAUGGACGCAUUGACUACACAGAGAUUCAACAGGCACUUAAAGAGCUGGGUAUGAACAUAUCAAAGGAAAAAGCAGAAAAGAUUCUUCAAAGCAUUGAUGUGGAUGGCACUAUGACAGUUGAGUGGAAUGAAUGGAGGCAGCACUUCCUCUUCAACCCAGCCACCGACCUGGAGGAGAUCAUACGCUACUGGAAACACUCUACUGUAUUGGAUAUAGGUGACAGUCUCACCAUCCCAGAUGAGUUCACAGAAGAGGAGAAGACGACUGGUCUGUGGUGGAAGCAGCUGGCUGCAGGUGCGGUGGCAGGGGCAGUGUCGCGCACAGGAACGGCUCCCCUGGACCGAAUGAAAGUGUUUAUGCAGGUUCAUGCGUCAAAAUCCAACAAAAUCAGUCUGAUCAGUGGGUUCAAGCAGAUGCUUAAAGAGGGCGGCAUCACAUCUUUGUGGCGGGGCAAUGGUGUCAACGUAGUGAAGAUUGCCCCAGAAACAGCCAUCAAGUUCAUGGCGUAUGAGCAGUAUAAGAAGCUGCUGUCCUCAGAGGGAGGAAAGAUUCAGCCUCACGAGAGGUUCAUGGCAGGCUCCCUGGCUGGAGCCACAGCACAGACAGCCAUCUACCCUAUGGAGGUGUUGAAGACAAGACUGACGCUGAGGAAAACCGGACAAUAUUCCGGGAUGUUCGACUGUGCCAAGAAGAUUCUGAAGAAAGAAGGAUUAAAGGCUUUUUAUAAAGGCUACAUUCCCAAUAUCCUGGGUAUCAUUCCCUAUGCAGGAAUAGACCUGGCUAUCUAUGAGACCCUGAAGAAUACAUGGUUGUCACACUACGCUACAGAGUCCGCUAACCCUGGGGUACUGGUUCUGCUGGGGUGCGGUACCAUCUCCAGCACAUGCGGUCAGCUGGCCAGUUACCCUCUCGCCCUGAUCCGGACACGCAUGCAGGCCCAGGCGUCUGUGGAGGGCUCGGAGCCGGUGUCCAUGACCAAACUAACAAAGAGGAUUGUGGAGAAGGAAGGCUUCUUUGGCCUGUACCGUGGCAUUUUACCCAACUUCAUGAAAGUGAUUCCUGCUGUCAGCAUCAGCUACGUGGUAUAUGAGUACAUGAAGACUGGUUUAGGCAUUUCGAAGUGAGGUGUAGGUGGGUGUAGGUGGGUGCGGGGGGUGGGGGUAUAUGUGUGAGUCAAGCAUGUGUGUGUUGGGGUAAUAUUGUUGGGAAGUUGCAUGAACCAAAGUGUAUUUCCAAAGGCACCAACAGCAGGAAGGAGUCAUAGUGUAGGCCUUUAUUUGUACUGAGUGUAACCGAGCUCAUUUCCUGAAUACCAGCGCACCAGUUUAUUAUUACCAAUAAUUCUUAGUAAUAAGAUUGAAUCCAGAGUAUCCACCGGGGCUGGGCAAUAUGAACACACACGUUGUGAAAAUAGAUGAUUUUAUACCUAAACAUGGUUUACUUUUGGGCUGGAUUCCAACUGGAGGGAUUUAUUGCAUUUGGGCCAAAAUUGCCAAAUACAGCUUUUACAUUUAAAGAAAAAUUACUUGUAAUGUAGUUUUAUGUGUUAGGAAUGCCAUAAUCUAAAAUUAUUCGAAGCCAUAUUGUCCACGUCUGCCUCUGUUUAAAGCCUGAGUCCAUUCCUUGGAUCUUUGUGCUGCAGGACUGUUGUGGAAUAGACAUUGUGCACCAGUGAAGCAGGUUUUGUACGUCCUUUCAAAAAAAAAAAAAAAUCAGUCCAACUUUUCUCAGGUUUACAGUUUUUUUUAAAAGAUUUAAUGCAUAGGGUUCUAGUUCUAGUAACAAAAGUUUACACAAACAAAAUGUCUGGAGGUCUGCCUCUGCUUGGCAUUCCUCCAGUGUUUAGUGUUUGUACUACCUUGAGAUGCAAAAAAAAGAGAAAUCUGUCCACGUUGGUAAAAAAAAAAAAAAUGCACUUAUUGAUCAUCAUUUUGCACACUAUUACAAAAAAAAGACUUAAUGUGCCUUAAAUAAACUGAUCCAAAUUCAUUUACAGACUGUUUAUUCAUUAUCAGAAAAUCCUGUUUACAUUGCAGUGAGUAUUUAAAAUAUUUCAAUAAACGUGGUGCUGUUCAUUGUCA